This is a messenger RNA of Volvox carteri f. nagariensis, 572 nucleotides long. RefSeq lists its product as uncharacterized. Lineage: Eukaryota; Viridiplantae; Chlorophyta; Chlorophyceae; Chlamydomonadales; Volvocaceae. The coding region runs from base 93 to 572 and encodes 159 amino acids. The record is from RefSeq and is a predicted model, not a curated record. The transcript has a single exon.
UUUAUUAAUAAGACGGACAAGCUAAGCUAAGCGACGACCAAUAUCGACAACUCGGUCGAUCGUAUUCACUGCCACCAUUGUUUACAUAAACAAUGCACACAAUGCACAUUUUCAAUUCCCCAUAUGGUGGUGCUUAUGGCGGCGAAAAUGAUGGCGUGGUAGGGCGGGUCGACCACCGCCAGACCACCGUUGACCGUCUUCCUGCAGCACAGGCCCGAGCUUAUGGUGCUCCUAAUCCUGCAAGACUUCAAAUGACGCCCGAGAAUCUUCCUGGAAGGGCGCCUUACGCUUCACCAGGUGUGACCGCGUUUGGGGUCAAACAUCCGGAGCUCCCACCCAAGACUCUUGAUGCUCUUAGGAGAGCAUGCAUCGAAAAUGAGGAGAACAUGGACAGUAUUUCAGAAGUGAUCCGCUCGGAGCUAGACAUAGCAGGUCGCGAGGGGGCACUCAAGCUUCUGGCUGAGCUUAAAAUCCCGCCCAUCGACUGCAAGCGCGUGCUUGACAGCCUGUUGUCGACAACACCAUCCAAUCACUCCAACAAGACCAAUAAGUCGAAGUCGCGAAUUAGGUAA